Molecule: messenger RNA, 2560 nt
Organism: Octodon degus (degu)
Lineage: Eukaryota; Metazoa; Chordata; Mammalia; Rodentia; Octodontidae
Gene: Pisd
Product: phosphatidylserine decarboxylase
Exons: 8
Coding region: 340-1464 (374 amino acids)
Biological process (GO): phosphatidylethanolamine biosynthetic process
Cellular component (GO): mitochondrion
Molecular function (GO): phosphatidylserine decarboxylase activity
Source: RefSeq, a predicted model, not a curated record
CCCUAGUGGCUGGAAUCUGAGCCCCCACCAUCCCCGAGUUUGCCGGAGCCUGAACUGCUACACCCUAAAAGCCAGAAUCCGGAAGCAAGCCAGAAUAGGACCCAUCUGCCAGAGAGUGAAACCAUUGGAGCCACAGGCCUGGCCAUCCUAACCUGUGUCCUGUGAGUGACUGAGACUGAGCCAAGCCGGGAAGCAGCGCCACCAGCCCUCACCACCCCUUGAGAAGUAGCAGCACAGGAGAUCCUCCAGUAAGGGGGGAAGGGGAGGAAGGAAAGGAAAACAAAGGCGAGCGAGCGAGAGCACAGGAACCUUUGCGCCGCCUCCUUGUGCCUGCCCACAAUGUGUCAGUCAGAGGCGCGGCGAGGACCAGAGCUCCCAGCAGCAGCGAAAUGGUUGCACUUUCCCCAGCUGGCCCUGCGGCGGAGGCUUGGCCAGCUGACCUGUAUGUCCAGACCUGCCCUGAAACUGCGCUCCUGGCCCCUGACUGUCCUGUACUACCUCCUGCCCUUUGGUGCCCUCAGGCCGCUCAGCCGGGUGGGAUGGCGGCCUGUAAGCAGGGUAGCCCUGUACAAGUCAGUGCCAACACGUUUGCUGUCACGGGCCUGGGGUCGCCUCAACCAGGUGGAGCUGCCACACUGGCUUCGCCGGCCUGUCUACAGCUUGUACAUCUGGACCUUUGGGGUGAACAUGAAGGAGGCAGCUGUAGAGGAUCUGCACCACUACCGCAACCUCAGCGAGUUCUUCCGGCGCAAGCUGAAGCCACAGGCCCGGCCUGUCUGUGGUCUGCACAGUGUGAUCAGCCCAUCGGAUGGGAAGAUCCUCAACUUUGGGCAGGUGAAGAACUGUGAGGUCGAGCAAGUGAAGGGGGUCACCUACUCACUGGAGUCAUUCCUGGGCCCUCGCACCUACACGGAGGACCUGUCCUUCCCCCCAGCCUCAUGUGACUCCUUCAGAAACCACUUGGUCACCCGGGAAGGGAAUGAGCUCUACCACUGUGUCAUCUACCUGGCCCCUGGAGACUACCACUGCUUCCACUCCCCCACUGACUGGACUGUCUCUCACAGGCGCCACUUCCCAGGCUCCUUGAUGUCUGUGAACCCUGGCAUGGCCCGCUGGAUCAAAGAACUCUUCUGCCACAAUGAACGGGUAGUCCUGACAGGGGACUGGAAACAUGGCUUUUUCUCAUUAACAGCUGUGGGGGCCACCAAUGUGGGCUCUAUUCGUAUCUACUUUGACCGGGACCUACACACCAACAGUCCAAGGUACAACAAGGGUUCCUACAAUGACUUCAGCUUUGUGACACAUGCCAACAAAGAGGGCGUGCCCAUGCGCAAGGGCGAGCACCUGGGCGAGUUCAACCUGGGCUCCACCAUUGUACUCAUCUUCGAGGCCCCCAAGGACUUCAAUUUCAGGCUGAAAGCAGGGCAGAAGAUCCGCUUUGGGGAGGCUCUAGGCUCCCUCUAAGGCCUCUUCCUGGCUAUGGCUGCUGAGGGAAUCUCUACGCAGGAGUAUGAGGGUCUGUUAAGGCCCCAAGGGUGUCCAGGUGAGCACCACAGGGCAUGGGGUGUCAACCUGGUAGGAUUUGAAUGAUCUGCUCUUGCCUGUCCCAGAGGUGCAGACAAAAGGUUCUGGGUCCUUUUCACAAGGCAGCCAGAGCCCAUGUUAUGCCUUGGCCUCCCCUACAGAGAAAAUGUGUCAGUAGAAAUGAUCUGAGUCACUAGGUGAUCUUUUUUAACACUGUAUAAACUGGAAACCCCACACAUCCCCUGGCUCACUGUUCCGUUGGUUUUGGAUAUUGUUUGAAGACUCUAAGUACUAAGGUGCCCUGUAGCUGCUCCUCCCAUCACCGGGAAGUUUUUUGCCAACCCUUUGUGCUUUUUCUGGCCCUUCCCCUUGUUCUCCCCCAGGGAAGUCCUCUCCCUGGUAAGGACUGUGGACCCAUCCUCUCCUCAGAACGGCCACACAGGGCCGCCUUAUUCUUCUCUCACCCUGCUUGCUGGAAAAGCAGAAUCUUCUUUGCAUCUUUGGCUGAAUGCAUUGCCUUGGACUUUGCCACCGUUUUCUGAGGAUGGUGACUAAUGAUGUGGACCUUUAUAGGCCCUGAGGAGUGACCUUCCAAUGCUGGCUGAGUCCUCUUUGCAGCAGGCAAAACCACUUACUGUUCCACAUGGAAGCAGCCAGAAUGAACAGGGCAGGCAGCAUGUGGAGGCCUAGAUCAGGACCAGAGUGUGGGGUAGUGUUCCCUCCCCAGACCAGUCCUAUAAGUGAGGGAAGUUGCUGCUUUUGGCCCAGCGACUGUGGCUGCCAUUGAUGGUGGGUCAGUGCCUAGAAAACCUGUCCAGGUGACAGGUACACAGGCCUCGCAGGGCCUACUGGUGGGGACAAGGCUGGGUUUUACGUUGAUCCUGGGAAUGCUGUGAAUUUCUCCUGCAGGAGAAGUCAUUGAACUUUUUUCAACUGUAUCAGUAGCACAGUAUUUUUGUAUGAAAAGCAGGAGACUUCUGAACAGAAAUUCAUUUAAUUGCAAGGCAUUUUGAAAUAAAAAAAAUGAUGAAACAUG